Messenger RNA from Gloeophyllum trabeum ATCC 11539, 1255 nucleotides. RefSeq lists its product as uncharacterized. The coding region runs from base 141 to 1145 and encodes 334 amino acids. The transcript has 21 exons. Lineage: Eukaryota; Fungi; Basidiomycota; Agaricomycetes; Gloeophyllales; Gloeophyllaceae. The record is from RefSeq and is a predicted model, not a curated record.
GUUAAAACAGCCUGCCCCAGGUAUGACGCGGGCAACCAGGCUUGCUUUUCGCGUUCGCGUUCGACAUCGACCCUGUGGGAGAACGUGUGUGGUGGUUUCAUACUGGGGAAGCUGCACGCGCCAGUGGCAGGACUGCCGACAUGUCCGGGCCCGCCGCCAUCGUCGCCCAGCGGCUUGGGCCGCUCCUCUUGGGCGGCUUGAUUGCACUCGGAUUGUCAGGGAUUGUGAAUAUGCAAGCGUUCAUCUACCUCCGGACAUUCAAGAAUGAUUACGGUCGAAUACGAGCCGCGGUCGGAUUGGUUUGGUUCCUGGACCUCCUGCACUCCGCCCUUGUAUGCGCGACGGACUGGACGUAUCUCAUAGUAAGCUGGGGUGAUGACUCGGUGUUGGACCGUAUACCCAUGGCAUGUGCGCUUACAAUUCUGACGACCGCGAUGGUGACGUUCGUUGUACAAUGCUUCUUCACGCGCCGCGUGCUUGUCCUGAGCAAAAAUAAUUGGGUGGUGUCGUUCCCUAUGUUUGGACUGGCUUUUCUCCGUCUCGUUUCUGCGACCGCGACUACCGCUCUCAUGAUCAAGUCGGGCACGUUCUCUGCCUUCCGCGAGUCGUACCAAUGGGUGUUCACCCUUGGCCUGGUGACUUCCGUCGUUGUGGAUGUCCUGGUAACCCUCUCGCUGUGUCAUUACCUCCAGACGAGCCGUACAGGGUUCAGCGACAUGGACCAAGUGAUUGAUACGAUCAUGUUGUACACCAUCAACAACGGUAGCUUGACGUGUGUCUCUACCAUUGUCUCCUUGAUCUGCUGGCUCGUGAUGCCGACCAACCUCGUCUACCUCGGGUUCCACUUCGCAAUAAGCAAACUCUACGCCAACUCCUUCCUUGCAACACUUAAUACCCGGGACACCCUGCGCGAGCGCUCGCAGCACUCCUCGGAGAGGGGUCACCCGCUACCUAUCAUCUUCCCCAGCCGGAUGAACGGCACGAACCGGUUCACGAUGAAUAAUAAUGAUAUCAAUCCGCUCGAGACGACCGCCACCAAGCUCCAGAUAAACGUAGAGAAGACGAUCCAUUGCGAGGUUGACGGGGAGAUCGACAUUGGGGAACACCGAUCAGGGGUUAGUUCGCCCAGUUCGCCCAGGGGCUAAGGGUCUCAGUAUUGUACGUGGUGUAGUAGAGGAGGAUGGAUUAUUAUAUUAGAUACACGGUUUGUCGAUUGUCAUAUAGUAUACCCAACAUAGUCCUAUCAUUGAUUCAU